This is a messenger RNA of Papaver somniferum (opium poppy), 2719 nucleotides long. Its product is annotated as U-box domain-containing protein 17-like. Gene Ontology annotation, molecular function: protein binding; ubiquitin-protein transferase activity. The transcript has a single exon. Gene Ontology annotation, cellular component: nucleus; cytoplasm. Gene Ontology annotation, biological process: protein ubiquitination. Bases 263 to 2443 code for a protein of 726 amino acids. Lineage: Eukaryota; Viridiplantae; Streptophyta; Magnoliopsida; Ranunculales; Papaveraceae. The record is from RefSeq and is a predicted model, not a curated record.
CCCCCCCCUCUCUCUCUCUACCAGAAUCAAAAGAGAGAGAAACAAAAAUCUUACUAUCUCUCUCUCCUCUCAUUAAUUGCGACUUCCAAACGCGGAAUCCAAUACCCAAAUCCUUAAAUACAAUUAAAUUAGUAAGAAAAACAGAGAAAAAAAAAAGAAAAAAAAAUCGAACUCCCCCUCCCUUCAGUGAAGAAGAAGAAGAAGAAGAAGAAGAAUUGUGUGUUUGUAUGGUUUGAAUCUGUUUGUUUGUUUGUUCAGAAUAAUGGCUUCAGCUUCGAUAUUUUCAUCAUUGAGGAGAAGAAAAUCACCAACAACAGAAACAUUAUUAGCACCAGACAAACUCAUCAACGACGCUAAUCUCAUUCAAACCUUAGUUUCAAUAUCAACUGAAUUAAUUUCAUCAUUUUCAGUUCAAUCUUUUCAAUAUCAGAACAAAAACUCUAGAUCUUUAAUUCGUAAGAUCCAGAUUUUUGUUGUAGUUUUUGAGUACUUAAACGAUAAUCCCAGAAGAAAACUUUCAUCUACUUCUAUCCUAUGUUUUAAAGAAUUUUAUUUGUUAUUAUAUCGAUCUAAAAUUUUACUUGAUUUUUGUUCUUCUACACAGUCAAGUAGUAGAUUGUGGUUAUUGUUACAAAAUUCUUCGCUUUCUGGUAAUUUCCACGACUUAAAUCAAGAAAUUUCUACUCUUCUUGAUGUUUUCCCUUCGCGGGAAUUGGGAUUGAAUAUUGAUAUUAGAGAACAGAUUGAGCUACUUCAGAAACAAUCUAGAAGGUCUAAGUUGUUUAUUGAUCCGAACGAUGAAAGGAUUAGGGUUCGGCUUUUUGGGUUUCUUGAUGAAUUUGAGCAGGGAAAUGUUCCUGAUGAAAUCGAGCUGAAAUCAGUUUUUGUAAAAGAAUUAGGGAUACGAGAUGCUAAGACUUGUAGAGGUGAAAUUGAAUUUCUUGAAGAACAGAUUCAUACUCAUGAUGGUGAUGUUGAACCAAUGGUGUCUGUUCUUAAUGGAUUUGUUGCAUUAACUAGGUAUUGCAGAUUCUUGUUAUUUGGGUUGGAGGAAGAAGAGGAAGAUGAAAAGGAAGGAACGGGUUCGGGUUCAUUUAAUAAGCAAAGAACAAGAAAGAGACUACUUUCUCAAGAGAUUGGGGAUAUGGCGAUUACAGUUCCAAAGGAUUUUUGUUGCUCAAUUUCUUUAGAUUUGAUGGAAGAUCCAGUUACUGUCUCUACUGGACAAACGUAUGACCGUUCUUCAAUAUUGCGUUGGAUGGAAGAUGGACAUUGCAGUUGUCCUAAAACAGGACAGAUGCUUACGCACACUCGUCUUGUACCGAAUAGAGCUCUUCGAAAUCUAAUUUCAAAGUGGUGUGAAGCUCAUAGUAUUCCUUAUGAUGCACCAGAGAUAACUGAUGCAUCUCCCGAGACGCUUGCUGUAGUUGAAUUUACUAAAGCUGCAAUUGCAGCUAAUAAAGCCACAGCAGAGCUUCUUGUUAAUCAGCUCUCAAAUGGCUCACAAGGAGCUAAAACAGUUGCUGCUCGCGAGAUUCGGUUACUGGCAAAAACUGGGAAGGAGAAUCGUGCUUGCAUAGCAGAGGCCGGCGCAAUCCCACUUCUUCAUAACUUACUUCCAUCGAAAAACCCAAUUGCACAAGAGAAUUCGGUAACUGCACUUCUCAACUUGUCAAUUUUUGACAAGAACAAGAACAGGAUAAUGGACGAGUUUGGUUGUUUAAGAUCAAUUGUUGAUGUUUUAAGAUUCGGGCUCACAGUAGAAGCAAGAGAGAAUGCUGCUGCAACACUUUUUAGUCUCUCAGCAGUUCAUGACUAUAAAAGAAGGAUCACAGAAGAGGAAGGUGCAGUGGAGGCUUUGGCAGGGUUAUUGAAAUCAGGAAGUCCAAGAGGAAAGAAAGAUGCUGUAACAGCACUCUUUAAUCUGUCCACCCAUGUAGGAAAUUGUAGGAGAAUGAUUGACGCAGGUGCUGUUGCAGCAUUAAUCGGGGCCUUGGAAACUGAAGGGGUUGCAGAGGAAGCAGCAGGUGCAUUAGCUUUACUUGUAAGACAGCCAAUUGGGGCAGAAGCAGUGGGAAAGGAAGAGAUGGCAGUGGCCGGUUUGAUUGGGAUGAUGAGGAGAGGAAGCCCUAGAGGGAAGGAGAAUGCCGUCGCAGCAUUACUCGAGUUGUGCAGAAGUGGUGGGGUAGUUGCUACACAGAAGGUAGCCAGAGCUCCUGCAUUGGCGAGCUUGCUUCAAAGUCUCUUAUUUACAGGGACAAAACGGGCUAGACGAAAAGCAGCAUCACUUGCUAGGGUUUGCCAGAGAUGUGAGGCUGCAACAUUGCCUAUGGGACGAUGGGGUGUCGAAUAUUCAAUCACAAGCAAUUCCACAACUAAUCAUGGUUCAAGUUUUGCUGGGGAUGUUAGUGUACCCUUGUCCAUAACCGUAAGCGUUUUGUAGCAGCAAUUCAUCAGUACAUUGUCAUUGUGUCAACAAUUACACAUUCUUUUGAUGUUGUUGUUGGCAUCAUUCAAAUAUUCUUUCAUUAUAUGUAAGAGGGGUGGAAAAAAGAGAGUAAAAGGAAUACAAUACAUGAUCUAUUUUUCAAACUAUAAUGUGUCUUGGUGUUUUGGCUUGUGCUAGCUCAGUAUAGUAAGAAAAUGGCAACGAGCUCAUCUAAAUGUUUAGGUGAUUGUAUAUGGAGUGGAAACAAGAAAUUUUGCUUGGUUUAGAUAA